Molecule: messenger RNA, 1463 nt
Organism: Lolium rigidum
Lineage: Eukaryota; Viridiplantae; Streptophyta; Magnoliopsida; Poales; Poaceae
Product: tobamovirus multiplication protein 1
Exons: 13
Coding region: 1-1077 (358 amino acids)
Source: RefSeq, a predicted model, not a curated record
AUGGGCCGCUACGGGCUCCUCCGCGACGACGCCCCCGGGGGCUGCCUGCCGCUGCCGAUAAUCGCAGCCGAGACCGCGCUCGCUGCCAUCGACGCCGCCAUUGCUGCCGCCGCCUUCGUGCAGUUGGCAAGAAUUCACAGGCACAACCAGCAACAUGGUUGGACACGGCAAAAGAUAUUUCAUUUAAUGAUUGGCCUAUGCAACACAGUAUUCCUUGCGUAUUUCAUAUCUACCAUCAUCGCUACUUGUCAGAGAUGGGUUUGUUGGGUACAUGGAUGUGGAUUUGUUCUUAUGGCUAGUCCACAGAUAUUGCUUCUCGCUUCUUUUCUACUAUUGCUGUCAUUCUGGGUUGACCUGUGCCAUCAGACAAAUGAUGAAGAUGACGAUGAUGUAAGGAGUCACAAUGAAGCUUUACUAGACAAAACAAAAACAAAACCUGGCACUCGUCCUACUGAUACUCGUCGGAAGUGUUUCUCAGGGAUACAGCUUGGAAGCCGGCAAAAAUUUGUGAUAUUGGUGCUUGUCCUGUCAUUUGCUGUCAUGCUCACCUUUGCCAUCCUCAUAUGGCUUGGCAGGGGAGAAAAUCCGAUUGAUUCAUCAGUACUGAAAAAGGUUUAUUUGGAUGUAUUUUCAGUAGUUGUUCUAGUACUUGGCGGUGCUUUGGCAUGUUAUGGUGCAUUGUUAUUCUCGAAGAUGAGCAAAGUACGUUCUGAAACUGUGUCAACCGAGAAAUGGAAGGUUGCCAGUUUAGCUGCUGUCUCCCUGAUUUGUUUCUCAUCUUCUGCUAUACUAGCACUUGUAACUAAUGUUCCUGUGCUUUUGUAUUGGUACUCGACAGAUGCGGACAUCAUCAACAAUGCUGUUAUACUAUUUUUAUAUUAUUUAAUAGGCUCUUCGGUGCCAUCAGGAUUUGUUUUAUGGGUCAUGAGAGAUAUGCCACAACGGCCGAUAGUAGAAAGGCCUACCCAAUCAAGAGUGGUUACUUUGUUCAGGGACAGACCGCCCACUACACAGGAUCCACAGUGGAGAACUGCUGUUACAUCCUCUAACAAGGCCCUCAAGUCAAGCCCAAUCUAACCAGAAGACAAAUGAUCGAUAUAGAAACUUUUUGGUCUGCUUAAUGUGCUGGGACUUUUACCAACACAUCAGUGACACGCUGGCAUCUACUAGCUUUCUGACGAUUGGCCAGCACAGGAUGGAUCUGUAAUUCCUACUAGAAGGUAGCUUUAAUGAUGGAAAGAAUGGAAUUACCUGCGGAUGUAGCAAGGUUCUCACCCAUGUAUUGUGCAUUAUGUAUUUAUCCAUUAGAACAUAGUUUGUUAAAGGUUUGAAGCAGCAAGAAAUGUAAAUAGCCAUAGAAAUGACCUUUUUCAUUGUUUGGCAGCCAAACUGUCAUCUCCUUUCAGAUUUUCUGUUUAAUGAUAUGUUUGUUGGUUCCUUUAGUAGGUGAGCUUUGUCCUUAA